Closterium sp. Yama58-4 is the source of this 1293-nucleotide messenger RNA. The record is from the annotation of a GenBank genome assembly. Lineage: Eukaryota; Viridiplantae; Streptophyta; Zygnematophyceae; Desmidiales; Closteriaceae.
AUGUGUGUUCUCAUUCAGUUCAACACUCACCUGCAGCAGCACUUGCGGAAUGUCGGCCUGUCUCCCCUGAAGAAACGAGGCCAUGGACGACAUGGGGUACUGCUGGGCCAGCUUCACAGUCACCUUCACCGCCCGCUCCCUCCGCUCCCCCCCUCCGCGCCCGCCCCUCCCGCCCCCGCGCCCACCACCACUGCUGCUCCCUCCCCUUCCCCCACCUCCACCACCUCUCCCCCCGCCUGCCCCUUCGUCUUUUUCGGGCAGCACGACGCGAAACUCCUGGCUGUCGAAGGGCAGAGGCCGGGCAGUGAAAAUGUUCUUCAUGCCAUCGAAGACGGGGCGCACGGGGGCGCUGGGGGCGCCGCCAGGCGCGGGGGAGACGAGGUGCGCGCUGUAGGUGUGGGCCAGCUGGCGGAUGGCUGCGCGCAUGACGCCCUUGGAGGCCAACGCGGGGGAGAAUUCAACAUCGUAGUGGUAGAUGACCAGGUCCUGGGAGGGAGAGGUGUGUGUGGGGGGUGUGGCAGGAAGGCAGGGGCGUUUGGAGCAGCAGGUUUGAAGUGCAUCAACAGGCGGCCUUGGAGUGGUUCGCCAGCAGCAUCACGGGCCACCCCAACCUCCCACCUCUCCCCUCACCCAAUCCCCCCCUCCCCCCCUCCCCCCUCUCUCCCCCCCCGCUCCCCCCUGCGCGCGCGCACCUGGAGGUCAAUCUUGAAGUGGUUGGCCAGCAGCAUCACGGGGCGCCCCAGCUUGCCGAAGUCGGGGCGCGCCGCCGCCACCAGCGCCCUGCUCGACACGCCCGCGGGGCCCGCCAUAGUCACCGCCACGCCCGCCGCUGGCGCGCCCGCCGCUGCUGCCGCCGGCGCAACCGCUACGGGGGCGGGCGCGGCCGGUACGGGGGCAGGCGCCGGAGCAGCAGGUGCCGGCGCGCGCGGAGCAGCAGCGGGCACAGGGGCGGGAGUAGGGGCAGCGGUCGCGGGGGUAGGAGCGGGGGCGCGCGCAGGUGCGAGGGCGGGGAAAUCCGCGGGUGGCGCAGACACACCCAUCUGCGCCAUGCCUGCGGUGAUGCCCCCAACCCCCCCCGCUCCUUGCGCCUGCUCUCCGCGUCCUCCCCGCCCGCGGCCUCCGCGUCCGCGCCCUCCGCCUGCGCCAGGGCCCCCCGCUCCCCCUGGUGCUCCUGCGGGAGCGGGCCCACCCCUUCCCCCUGGCGGCGCGCCCCUUCCCCCUCCGGGCGCACCCCUUCCCCCCCAACCUCCUCCUGCGGGGGACGGGGCGCCUCUGCCCGCCGCGGGCGGCUGA